Molecule: messenger RNA, 2147 nt
Organism: Corvus hawaiiensis (hawaiian crow)
Lineage: Eukaryota; Metazoa; Chordata; Aves; Passeriformes; Corvidae
Gene: PACRG
Product: parkin coregulated
Exons: 9
Coding region: 218-1126 (302 amino acids)
Cellular component (GO): neuron projection; vesicle; cytosol
Molecular function (GO): Hsp70 protein binding; Hsp90 protein binding
Source: RefSeq, a predicted model, not a curated record
CCCCUCCCUCUUCCCCGGCGGGUUGUUGACGCGUUGCCUAGCGACGGUCGCGUGGCCGGGGACCGCGCGUGGCGGCAGGUGCCCAACGGACCCCGAGAGGGACCCGCAGGGCCGGACCCGGCGGGGGGACAGUGGCGGGCGGGGGGCAGAAGCCCCGGGAGGACAAGGACAUCAGUCCGUAAUUUGCAUCUGGUCCGUCGCGGGCGCCGGUGGGGAGAUGGUAGUGGAGGAGGGGGGCCCGGGCCCCUCAAAGCCCGCAUGUGACAGGUGCUCCCGGCAGCGGGAGAAGAAGGACAAGCAGCAGGACAAGCAGCAGGACAAGCAACAGGCCUGCGAGGGAUUCACUAUUAGAGCCAUGAUGAAAAACAGCGUGGAAGUGAAUGAGGAAAGCCCCAUGGAAGGAGAAUUUCUGCAAAUGGUGUCUUUUUCUGAAUCAGUGGAUUUCCCUUGCAGUGAUGUUCAUCAGGUAAGAGGGCCCCCACCUGCAGGAUCAGUAAAACAAAGACCAGCAAAACGCACAGCUUUUCGCAAGUUUUAUGACAGAGGAGACUUUCCAAUUGCUGUUGAGCAUGGUCACGUAGGAAACAAAAUUGCCUGGAAGGCAGAGAUUGAAAAUCUGGACUAUCAUUACUUUCUGCCUUUGUUCUUUGAUGGGCUUCGUGAAACGGAAUUUCCAUAUGAGUUUUUUGCUCGUCAAGGAGUCCAUGACAUGCUGGAGCAUGGUGGAAACAAGAUUCUUCCUGUUGUUCCUCAGCUCAUUAUCCCAAUAAAAGAUGCACUGAACCUUCGUAACCGACAGAUCCUCUGCACCACACUGAAAGUCCUCCAGCACCUGGUGGUGUCAGCUGAAAUGGUGGGGGAGGCCUUGGUGCCCUAUUAUCGGCAAAUUCUCCCAGUCCUAAGCAUCUUUAAGAAUAUGAAUGAUGACAUGAGCCAAGGUCUCCUUUCCCUGAUCUUGAUGGUCUGCUCAGUUAAUUUAGGUGAUGGGAUAGAAUACAGUCAGCAGAAGCGUGAAAAUGUUGGAGUUCUCAUUCAAGAGACACUGGAACUCUUUGAACGCUACGGUGGAGAACAUGCUUAUAUAAACAUUAAAUACAUGAUCCCCACUUAUUGGUCGUGCAUUUAAACUGAAUUAUAUUAAAUGGGAUGAUUCCACCUGUGCUCUAAAAAAACUGUAUCUGACUCUGUAUGGCAUCUUGUUAGUCAUGCUUUAUUUUCUCUACAGCUGCUAAAAUAGUGGCUUCUGGGGCAUUGGAGUGUUAGCACUAUUGUGAACAAGGCUUUCCAAUACAUAAAUAGUGUCUGUUCCUUUGAUUACAAUGGUGUACUGUGCUUGUUUGUUCCCUGAAAGAAUCACUCCUUUAUAACAGAGCUGACUUGAACAGGAAUCUGAGUUAAACCUUCACUUGUGUAGACAAUAAAACUAUAAUUUUCAUACGCGAUUCAGCAAUUGCUGUUCUGUGUCCGCUUGCCCUGAGGGUGAUGUCAGAGGCUGUAACAAGAAGAGUUUAUGCUGACUGCUUAAUAGGUGUUUGUCAUGGAAGAGAAACACCAGUUCAGCAAUGCCUCUCUAGCAGCUGUGCUGAAUAAUGUGCACUGACAUACAAUAAAACUGUUGAAUGUAUAUACCAAUUGCAGAAGGAAAAUUUAUAUUUUCCAUUAUAAAGCACUGUCAUUAAAUUAAUCAAGGUUUCUUACACACUCCUGUUCUCAGCUUCCAGGUGUUUACUCAUGGAACUUGGGUUUCUCUUGGUGAACAUAAGGCACAAACACAGUUAUGAAGAAAAGAAGCCCAGAAAAAAACCUGAAUAAAUCAGAUGGAAGAUACAGCAUACAUAAAGUAUUGGUUCCUAGUGACACUAGGUAAACACAGAAUGUACACAUACAUUUUUAAAGGGCACUUGGUAUUUUUGUAACUGCAAGGUUGCUAUUGCUUUUCUGUUGUUAUUAUUAUGGUGUGUAUGUGUGCAAACAAUGCAGCUAUUGUUGUAGGAAUCCCUUACAAUUUCCUACUCAGUUAGUUUCUCCCUGUGUACCCAUAACACAGAACUGAUACAAACAUGGAUUUAAGCAAAGCUAUUGAGAUUGACUUUAUUGCUUUUUAAGCAUUUCUAUGGAAUAAACCUACCAAAAAAAAAAAAAAAAAA